Molecule: messenger RNA, 2124 nt
Organism: Esox lucius (northern pike)
Lineage: Eukaryota; Metazoa; Chordata; Actinopteri; Esociformes; Esocidae
Product: putative claudin-24
Exons: 2
Coding region: 519-1202 (227 amino acids)
Biological process (GO): bicellular tight junction assembly; cell adhesion
Cellular component (GO): bicellular tight junction; plasma membrane
Molecular function (GO): structural molecule activity
Source: RefSeq, a predicted model, not a curated record
UGAUUAACACCAAUGUCCAAUGAAUAUUUAUUAUGCUUAACUAUGAAAGACAGACGCCCGCACGCACACACGCACACACACACACACAAUGGUCAAAGACGCUGGAAAUCCAUUUGAGUCAGUCCUCUGAUUCUCCACCGGAUUAGGUGAAGCUCUGGCCGGGGCCAGCCUCCUGGGGGGGGGCAACAUGUCAGCAAGACGCCGCUCUACAAGACGCCAUUCUACCUCUAAUAACGGCAGACGAUGUCUGCUCGUUUACAGUGAGCAACCAGACCUUUUUACCAGCCCGUGCCGCUAGUCCUGAACACUAAUUGGACUUACGGUCUUUGAAACAAAUUGAGUCUUGAUAGGAACCUACUGGCCCUACCUUCCUCUGACUCCAACGAGCUACAGAUCACAGACACACAGCGGGAGAAUAAAGGAGCUGUGUCGGACGCUGAACCGUGGCCCAGAGAGACGGGUUGGGGAGGCAGAGGAAGGCUGCUCCGGAGCCUGAGCCGAGCCCCGAGCGUGGCACCAUGGACCCGGGCGUGUGCCUUCUGGAGCUGCUCGGGGUGCUCGUCUCCAUCGGUGCCUGGAUCUGCUCGCUGGCCACCACCGUCAUGUCCACCUGGCUGACCCUGUCCACCGAGCUGCUGCCCGCAGAGAGCUACGAGCUGGGCCUGUGGGAGACGUGCGUGGUGCAGGACCACGGGACCCUGGAGUGCAGACCCUACGACAGUCUCCUCGGCUUGCCGCCGGACAUCAAACUGGCCAGGAUCCUUAUGUGCGCGACGGUGGCCACGGGACUCCUGGGUCUGAUACUGGCAAUACCUGGGAUCUAUUGGGUCAACGUCUGUGACCAGGGACCCGAGGGUUUGAAGGUAAAGAGACUGAUGAAGUUGUUGGGGGGUGUGUUGUGCCUUGUUGCGGGGAUACUGGGGCUCAUACCUGUGUCGUACAUCGCUCACCUGACAGUCAUACGCUUCUUCGACGAGUCCGUGCCGUCCAUCGUGCCGCGUUGGGAGUUCGGGGAUGCCCUGUUCUGCGGCUGGACGGCGGGGUUUCUGCACCUGGUGGCCGGCUUUCUGCUGGUCACGUCCUGCAUGUGUCUGCGAGAAGAGCCGUGCGCCACGCAAAGGCCUAUACCUCUACAGAGACGGCACACACGCGUGCACACAGCCGCUGUGCCACACAAGAAGAUGUCCAUGGAGUAUGUCUGAUCGCUGCUGUUGGCAGCAGGCUGCGUGUUUCAGACUCUCCCAUCUCUCUGUCGAAGGUGAAUGAGACGCUGCCGACCUAAAGCUUCUGCAUGUUUAAUUUAAAAAUAACUACAGGUCUUGAGUACUCUUGCGGCGGACAAUAAUGACAAUUAUCCUUUGUUUUAUCCAUGUUUAAAAAUCUACAUUUGUUCACAGUGCUGUUGAAUGUUUCAAUCACUCAGACAAACACUUAGGGAUGCAUGGAGUUAGAAGGACUGCAAAGUUAUCAUUUAUGUACAUUUAUCAAAACAGAGAUUGUGAAUUCAUGGAACCAAAGAGACUCCUUUUUAAAGAUCAUAUUUCUUCCUAACUUGUCGCUGUGUCUGCUGGAGGUUCUGAUUAGGAGAUUGUGUUCAAUAGAGGAUAUGCAUGUUGCAAACUGCAAAGUUAAUUUAAUAUGUAACUUCAUAACAUUAUUUUAGCCACACAGUUACAGAAUCCACAAUGUGUUCCAGGAAUAACUAUUCAAACAUAUUGUAAAUGGAACAAAGAGAAAAUAAAUAACCUUAUAGAAUGAUAAUAAUUCAUGAGAGGAAAGGAACACAAGUUUCUUUAGAAUGUGUAUUUACUGUAAAUCGUGGAAUAUAACGACUUAGCUUGCUCGCAAAAACUUGACAAGACAAUGACUUAAUAGAUAUUUGAGGAUCUGAUUGUAUAUUUGUUACAUUUCUGCUGAAAUAUCCACUCUACAUUCUCUCUAGUUAGAGGCAAAUACUAGUGAUUUAUCACACACACCAGUCUUCAAUGUACUGCAUAUAAGUGUACUGACUCUGAACUGAUCAGUGAUUGUAGUGCCACAAAGCUACAUGUGUAAAAUCUGUUAUAUCCACACUGUGGAGAAAUCUGUAAAUAAAAAGGUUGACAAUGUUAAAUAAAAAGAGAA